UACAUGAGGAACACCAGCAUGCAGUGCCCAGGUGAAAGGCACAGGCCUUCGGGGGACUCUCCUGCCUCAAGCAGCGAAGCAGGUUCAGGCUCAGCAGAAGCUCCGCUCUCCACCUGCUCCUGUGCGGACCUGGGAGGGCAGGGAUCUCCUGCUGCACUGCUGCGUGCUCAGCCUCUCUCCUCUGAACCUGCUCUUCUCCCGCCAGGCUCUUGCAUCUGACCUUCCAGAUACAGCUGCCAUGAGUGAUUUCCUCUCAGACGUUCUGAAAAAUUUAUAUCAAAAGGACUUUAAGAAAGUGGCUGAUGAGUUCAUGUCUCAUUACCUUAAAUUAACUGGUGUGACUAGAGGCAUCAUCUCCCCAGAGAAACUGAAGAACAUUCAAGCGACCUUCAGUGAGGGCAACCUAAAGGCUGCAGUGGAUAUAAUUGAAGAAAUACUCAGUGGGGCUAAAAAUGCUGCCCUGGAGGUGGCUGUGAUCGGGGCGUCAGGGACAGGCAAGUCCAGUUUCAUCAAUGCCCUCAGGGGCCUUGGUCACGAGGAGGAAGGGGCAGCUGAGGUUGGGGUUGUGGAGACCACCAUGGAGAAAACCCCCUACAAACAUCCACAAUACCCCAACGUUACCUUCUGGGACCUGCCUGGGACUGGGACACCCACCUUUGCCCCGGACACCUACCUCGAAGCAGUGGGCUUUGCCACAUUCGACUUCUUCAUCAUCAUUUCCUCCUCCCGCUUCACUUGCAGUGAUGGUCUCCUGGCCCAGAAAAUCCAGGAAGCUGGGAAGAACUUCUACUUUGUUAGAAGCAAGGUGGACUGUGACUUAGACAAUGAGCGGAGAGCCAAGCCCAAGUCCUUCCAGAGGGAGAGAGUUCUCCAGGAGAUCCGAGACUACUGCCUGGCUAACCUCAGGAACAUGGGAGUGACUGACCCGCCCAUCUUCUUGGUCUCCAACUUUGAGCUACAUGGCUUUGACUUCCCAGGUCUGCAGAGGACGCUGCUGGGGGAGCUUCCUGCUCACAAGCGCCAGGUCUUUGCGCUCAUGCUGCCUGCGCUGUCGGAUGCUUCCAUUGAGCUGAAGAGAAGUAUCCUCAAGGAGAAGAUCUGGCUGGAGGCUCUGAAGUUGGCAGCUGUGGCCUUCAUCCCCUUUGGGUCUAUCUUUAAAGGCUUUGAUUUGCCUGAACAGGAACAGUGCUUGCAGCUUUACCAAAAAUAUUUUGGUUUGGAUGAUGAGUCCAUUGAAGAGAUUGCCAAGAAGCUCCACACAUCUGUGCAAGACAUCAAGGGCGAACUCAGGUGCUUGGAUUCCUCAGCCCUACUGCAGGAUGACAGCAAAGCAGCAAUGGCCAUGUACUGUGCUGAAAAGUUCUGCUUGGUGACUGGAGGUCCUAUAUCUUCUACCAUGCACUUCGUAAAAGCGUACUCUAUACGAUUGAAAAUUCUCGAUGCAGUGGCCCAAGAUGCCAAGGUCCUGUUGCAUAAAACCCUCCGUGCUCCCUUCUGACAGAAUGAGGUAGAAGCACUGUGCCCGGCCUCAUGGACUGGAAAGUGGACCUCGGGGCUUCUACAGUCAGAGAUGAGAUUCGUCUCAUCAGCCCUGUUCCAGUGUCCCUAAGGUAGAAGAAACCUCUGACCCACAAGACCAGGCAACAGCUUCCCAUGGUAACUCACGCUGUGCAUAGGUGAUUUGACCACAGCCUGCUUUCUGCAUGCUUUGGCCUGUUUUUAUUAAAACCCAAGAGUAUCUCAACCUCUGCUUCAGCUAAUCUCCAAGUUUCUGUUUGUGUGUUUAUUUGUUUGCUUUGCGGUGCAGGGACUGAACCCAGGGAGGGCCUUGUGCAUGGUAGGCAGGGGCUCUGCCUCUGAGCUCCAGCCCCAGCCCCUGCUCUCCAAGUGUCCCCAGGUAGUCCCCAUUUCCUCAGGCAGUAACACUUUGUGACACUCACAGCCGAGGUUAUAUACUGUGAUUUUAUGGCUGUGUUCUCAAUCACCCUGUUAAUGCUCUCUACAAAAUGGGAACAUUAUAAAAUGAUUAGUAAAAUGUGUGUCAUUGGAAAAUACAGCGAAAAAUAAGACUUGAUACCACACGUGUCUUUGAUGGACAUGCAAUGAACACGUGGUAUGUGCAUUGGCUAAAAUAGUAUUUGGCAACAAAGAAAGAUCAAUCUGAGACUUGGGAGGGAAACGGGUUCCCCUGGAGAAUGUAAUGUGAAGUGAAGGGGACGCACAAGCUUAAAUCCCGCAGUUUGUCUCGUUUGAGUCAUGCAAAGUUCAAAUAAACAGCAAAAUAAAAGAAAGACAAAUGCAGCAGAGAGAGCUUUUGCAAAUGAGAAGGGGCCUGAGAUACAGGGGCUGAGCUGGGGCGCAGGGAAGGGGAUGUAAACAGAUUCAGAUGUGUGCUGUGCAGAGCUAACCUCCCACCAUGCAUGCAGCCAUUGUACGCUGUAAAUAUGAAAUAAAGGAUCAUAAUGAGAUUGACAAUAGUACAAAUAACAGUAAGGACAGUAACGAAAGCAGGGAGAGGGGAUCUGGAGGUGCAGGGAGGAAGGGGGGUGGGCAGGAUAAUAACCAAGACAUCUCCUGCCAUGCACCUCCUCCCAAGAAGAAUGUAACCUUCACACACUGCGCAUGUACACUGAUAAAAUAAAAUAUGAUUCCAAAACAGAAA
Molecule: messenger RNA, 2662 nt
Organism: Cavia porcellus (domestic guinea pig)
Lineage: Eukaryota; Metazoa; Chordata; Mammalia; Rodentia; Caviidae
Product: interferon-gamma-inducible GTPase 10
Exons: 2
Coding region: 239-1498 (419 amino acids)
Biological process (GO): defense response; cellular response to interferon-beta
Cellular component (GO): endoplasmic reticulum membrane
Molecular function (GO): GTPase activity; GTP binding
Source: RefSeq, a predicted model, not a curated record